This is a messenger RNA of Trichoplax adhaerens, 1164 nucleotides long. RefSeq lists its product as uncharacterized. Gene Ontology annotation, cellular component: mediator complex; nucleus. Gene Ontology annotation, biological process: protein phosphorylation. The transcript has 11 exons. Gene Ontology annotation, molecular function: cyclin-dependent protein serine/threonine kinase activity; ATP binding; RNA polymerase II CTD heptapeptide repeat kinase activity. The coding region runs from base 1 to 1164 and encodes 387 amino acids. NCBI's taxonomy places the organism in Eukaryota, Metazoa, Placozoa, Uniplacotomia, Trichoplacea, Trichoplacidae. The record is from RefSeq and is a predicted model, not a curated record.
AUGGAUCCUCAAUUUAAGAAAAUUUUGCAACAGAAACGCCAAAAUGUAGAAGAUUUAUUCGAUUUUGAAGGAUGCAAAGUUGGUCGAGGUACUUAUGGUCAUGUUUAUAAAGCAAAAAUGAAAACAAGCGGCAAGGAAUAUGCCUUGAAAUUAAUCGAAGGAACGGGAAUUUCCAUGUCAGCUUGUCGUGAGAUUGCUAUUUUACGCGAAAUUAGUCAUACUCAUGUCAUCUCCUUACAAGGUGUAUUCCUGACUCAUGCUAGUCGAAAAGUGUGGUUAUUGCUGGAUUUUGCUGAACAUGAUUUAUGGCAUAUUAUUAAAUUUCAUCGUCCAAAAGGUGGUAAAAAAUCCGUACCCAUUGAUACCAAAAUAGUAAAAUCCUUACUGCGACAAAUUUUAGAUGGUAUCCAGUAUUUACAUUCAAAUUGGAUUCUCCAUCGUGAUUUGAAACCUGCUAAUAUUUUGGUCAUGGGUGACGGACUCGAGCGAGGACGUGUAAAGAUCGCGGAUAUGGGCUUUGCAAGACAUUUUUGGGCCCCACUGAAGCCUCUAGCUGACUUAGAUCCUGUCGUGGUUACAUUUUGGUAUCGAGCACCUGAAUUAUUGUUAGGGGCAAGGCAUUACACCAAAGCUAUCGAUAUUUGGGCUAUUGGUUGCAUCUUUGCGGAACUACUUACUUCCGAGCCUAUUUUUCAUUGUCGUCAGGAAGAUCUUAAGGCAACAACCCCUUACCAUCAUGACCAACUCGAUAGAAUAUUCACCGUAAUGGGUUUUCCUCAUGAAAGGGACUGGGAAGAUAUAAAAAUUAUGCCAGAAUACAAAAGACUUCAGGAAGACUUCAAGAAACCAUCGUACGUAAAUUUUGCAAGUUGCAGCUUGGCAAAGUAUAUGGAUAAAUUUAAAAUCAGACAUGACAGCAGGGAAUUUAGUCUGCUACAAAAAUUUCUUAUUGCGGACCCUAAUAAAAGAAUUUCGGCUGAAUUAGCCAUGGAUGAUGCUUAUUUUCGUGAAGAACCUUAUCCAACUGAUGACGUAUUUGACGGGAAGCCUAUACCUUAUCCGAAGAGAGAAUUUUUGCAUGAUGAUGAACAUGAAGAGAAACACGAUAAAAAUAAGGUUCGACACUGCGUCUUCAUUUUUUCACCUGAAAUAAUUCAGAUUUAA